Molecule: messenger RNA, 1179 nt
Organism: Serendipita indica DSM 11827
Lineage: Eukaryota; Fungi; Basidiomycota; Agaricomycetes; Sebacinales; Serendipitaceae
Source: the annotation of a GenBank genome assembly
AUGAGCGAACAAACGGCGGGCAGCGGCUCGUCGACGCAGGGCCCAUCAGUGCACUCGUCCUUGGAACGAAAAGUCGAACAACGGCUAGUGCCCACAAGCUCGUUGCAACCGGGCGUCCUAGACGUACUCAUCGCCUGGCGCACGUCGCACGUCCAAAAGCUGAAACGCGCAUACGCUGCCGACGCAUCCAUCUCGCCUGAACAGAAGAAAUAUUUGUCGAGUUUACCGGAUAAACCUGAUUGGAAGACGUCGGGGGUAGUGGACGUCCGUCAACUACCGCCGUUUGUCGAUGUAGGGGAUGCGAGUGUUGGGAAAGUGUUGAAAGAAGUCAAGUUGGAGGAUGUGGACGUUGGGUUGGCCAAAAAGCGUCGAAAGGAAAGUCUCAAGGUGGCAUGUUUAGCCGUCUUUUCGGCGAUGCAAACGAGUCGGGUGCACAGAGUUGGAUCCGUCGGUCAAAAGGAAUACUUUCCACCUCCAAAGGACAAGCACCACCCCAUCAAGGUCUCAACUGAACAUGAGGCGCGAGAAAUGACAAAGAAUGAGCGGGAUGAGGUCAUUCAAGCCCUCAAGCAUGGUCAAGUAGCAAUGUCAAAGGGUCUGAGCACGUCGCCCCUCGGUGCGGCUGCACUCGGGGUUGGUCUGGGUGGCUUCGGCGGAGUGGUUGUUAGUGCGUUGCAGAAUGCAGUUCAGCCGCACAACCAUGGAUGGAAAGGAAUCUACACGAGAACAGGAUCGACAAUUUUCGCUUUCGCGCUCGGCGGUGGAACGUACGGGCUCAUGGAUGCGUACAUGAAGCAACGGACGGGCAAAGACGAUGCGACGACCAAGUUUACGGCGGGCUGCGUCGCUGGGUUCAUGGUUGGAAUGACCACCGGUCGGUCGAUCCCCGCUGCACUCGGGGGUUGUGUGUUCCUGGGUACACCCAUGGCCGUCUUGCAAGAACAAGGAGGGUCGAUCCUCGGUGACGGCAAGUUUGAACACGCAUCGUUGCAAGGCCAGAUUUCGCAGCGCAUGUCGACGCUGUUCAAGACGCCUAAACCACUCUUGACGGCAGAGCAGCAGUCGGCAAGGGAUCGAGAGGUGGAAGAGUUACUUGCAUUGGAAAAGCUUCGCGGAAAAGUGAUGAGCCCAAAGUUGCGAGAACUACUAGAAGAGCGAGUCGAGCGUGCAAGCCACUAG